AUGUCUAUCGAAACUGCUACAUCAGCAUUCCUGUUAUUUUCUUCUUGUUCAAGCGAGAAUAGUGAAGUGAAUAGAAAAAAACUUAUCAAUCUCAUCAUCGACCACUUCUUGACAUUUAACACUAUCAAUAUAAACUUUAAUCAUUACACUAAUUUAGGUUUGGAUUACACUAAUUCAUGA
This is a messenger RNA of Clunio marinus, 180 nucleotides long. NCBI's taxonomy places the organism in Eukaryota, Metazoa, Arthropoda, Insecta, Diptera, Chironomidae. The record is from the annotation of a GenBank genome assembly.